UGAUCCGCCAUGUUUGUUUUCUGACACAAUAUACGUAUUCCGUGUUCGUUUUAACACUAAUCUCAAUGUCUUUAACACUUAGCGCAUUAAUUUUUCGAAAGCCAAUUUACCAAUUCAACCGAAGUGCAAGGGAUUUUUCAGGUUAGUUAGGGUGUGUCUGAUCGUGGAAAUCAGCCAUAUUUCGUGACUCAUCAUCAGAAAAAAACAUUCAGCCUUCAGAUUCACUUCCUGGGUCGUCGCCGAUUGAAAUAUUGGUGUCGGCGAAUUCAUCUGUUAUAGCUGUAUGAGUUUAUCAAACGAGGAGGAAGAGGAUUGCUCCGAACGCUCACAACUCAUGGAGACCGUGCCAAAUGUUCGUUACAGUGGAACAGGAGGAAGUGUAAAUUUUAGUGACCCGCCAGACACGGAAGAUGGCGGGAUCAGAACCCAUAUGUAUGGCGGCUUUGACAGAACGAGGCCCACUGGUGUCAGAGAACAGAAUGUGGAAUCUGAUAGUGAUGAAGCCUGUAACCGACGGAUUCAGCAAGAAAGUUCAACUCGUAGGACUGUGCAGCAACAUGACGAUGAAGAUGAUGAAGAGUUGACAUUAAAAUAUGGAGCCAAGCAUGUGAUAAUGUUAUUUGCACCUGUAUCUUUAUGUAUGUUAGUUGUUGUUGCUACAGUUGGUGCUGUAACUUUCUAUACAGAUGAUAGUGGUGGAGCCUACUUAAUUUACACUCCAUUCCAUGAGGAUAAAGGUGGUGCUGGUACAAAGGCAUGGAAUGCUUUUGCAAAUGCAGCUAUUAUGAUUGGUGUUAUUCUUGUCAUGACUAUCUUCCUUGUCAUUCUCUACAAGAAGCGAUGUUAUAAAUUUAUACAUGGUUGGCUGAUUGUAUCCUCACUGAUGUUAUUGUUCUUGUUCACCUACAUCUAUUUACAAGAAUUGUUGAGUACCUACAAUGUGCCUAUGGAUUAUAUAACGCUGACCAUUUUCAUGUGGAAUUUCGGCGUGGUUGGGAUGAUGUGUAUACAUUGGAAGGGACCAUUACAUCUACAGCAAGCCUAUUUGAUUAUAAUCUCUGCAUUGAUGGCGUUAGUGUUUAUCAAAUAUCUACCAGAGUGGACAACUUGGGUUAUUCUUGGUGCUAUAUCCAUAUAUGAUCUUGUAGCAGUGUUAUGCCCUCGUGGUCCUCUAAGAGUUCUUGUUGAGACUGCACAAGAAAGAAAUGAACCAAUAUUCCCGGCACUGAUUUAUUCAUCCACAAUGGUUUGGUUAGUAGGAAUGGCCGACAAUAAUCCCGAGCAGAGACCAAAAAGGAAAAAGAAAAAGUCCAACAAAAAAACGGAACUUGAACAACCAAUAAGGGAGCCUGGUAAGCGUCAUGAUGACGCCUUGAAUGAGGAUUUGGAUGAGGGUGGUUUUACAGACUGGUCAAAUCGUCAACCCAUACAAACACCAACUGACCCAAGAACACAAAGUGUGGAAUCUGUAGAUGCUAGAGCUGCCGCCAGUGCAUUGAGACGAUCAGCAAGUAAUGAACGACCAAGAGACACGACCGCAACUCUGGAUUUAGAAGAAGAAGAAGAACGUGGUGUGAAGCUUGGAUUAGGUGAUUUCAUCUUCUACAGUGUUCUUGUUGGAAAAGCCUCUUCUUACGGUGACUGGACAACAACGCUUGCUUGUUUUGUUGCUAUACUCAUUGGAUUGUGUUUGACUCUGUUAUUGUUGGCUAUUUUCAAGAAAGCUUUACCAGCCUUACCAAUCUCCAUCACGUUUGGUCUCAUAUUCUACUUCACUACCAGAUAUUUGGUGUCACCAUUUACUGAUACUUUAGCAAGUCAGCAGGUUUAUAUAUGAUACAUGUUGUCGGAAGGCGCUGUUUGAUUUUUUGAAUGCUCUCAUCAUCUUUGCCACCUCUACAUUUUGCACAUUUAUGUGUGUUUAAUUCUAAUUUCUUUUUGAUUUUUGACCAAAGGUAUGUUCAGUAGUUCUCCACUUAUAUGUAUGAAAAAACAAUUAUGCUGAUUUAUUUUCUGAGAGGUGAAAAAAAAAAAGACUUGGGCAUUCAAAAUGUUAAACAUUACCCUCAUGGAAGGCUACCGUACUUUACUUGGACAGGAAGUUCUGUAACAAAUAUAAUCCAGUGACAGUACAUUUAUUUACCCCAGUACAUUUUGCAUGUAACAAGACACAAGUCAGUUAAAAUAAUUAAGACAUAAAAAAACAGCUAAGGCCAAGAAAAACUCUGUUUUCUGUUCCACUUGCUUGCCUGCCAAACUCCAAUGCUAGGAACUGAUCUGUUUUCUUUCCUGGCUUGAAACUAUUUGAAUCUAGGAGGCAGUAUUCUAACUUCAUAUAGUUGUACAGAUAUGACAUAUUUUUGCUGUCUGAACUGGAAUGUAUCAAUAUGUGUGAAUUAAGUAAUUGAACUUGUUGCACCAUGAGUCAUGUUACUCUGUCUUUCUUCAAAUCACAGAUAUGUACAAACAUCUAUGUACACAUGUCUAAAUCCUUACUAUAAAUCUGAACAUAUUAGGUUUAUAGUAAGAAAUUUGAAAGAUUUAGGAAAGUAAUCCAAAGCAAAAUCAUAACAAUGAUUGUUUGUCCUCAUACUCACCUAGCACCAAUGCCAUAUUUGCUCUUAUUAAAAGUGCAUCUGAAUUGCAUAGAAACCAGAAAUUACAUACUGGAUUAUUAAAACGUGACUUUAUUUUGACCAUAGACAUUCCUCUGUCAUAUACAAAAGCACAUGCAUUACUAAUAGAGCAUAUGAUAAAUUGGCAGAAAUAUAUUAGAUUGGCCAUGUGGCUGCCAUACACAUUAUCAACAACAUCUAAUUGUCUGAGUAAAUAUAUCAGAUUUUUUUUAUAGUCAAUGCUGGAAAUGUUAUAUACAUUGCUUAAGUGUUUUAUGUACAAUGCUGUUUUUCACAGUAAAACAACAUUUUCAAUUCAACGUAUGGCUGAUACAUUUUUUUGAAAAUAGCAAUAUUAUUUUCUGCAGAUAGAAUGUUACGAUUUUAUCUAAAUAUUUAAAUACAAGUACUUGCUGUGAGGAUUCUCCUUUUAACAGUGUGUAAUCCUGCCAUAUUUUAGAUUUAUUCAUACAUAUCAAUUUCACGCUAAAGAGGUUCGGUGGAGCCAUGAGAUUCUAAUUUGACUUUCUACCAUUACUUGUGACAGAUUUUAUACAUAUAGUUGUGAUAGAUAUCUGGAGUUUAAUAAAAUUGUAAUACAAAAAAACAAAAACAAUUUUGGAAUCACACAGAACCAUUCCAAAUAUGUAGACUUUUUUAAAAACUUUGUUGUUUUUCAUUGCUUUGAUGGAUUACUAGGACACCACAGUCCAUAUUAAAAGUAAUACUAGGUAUAAAAGUCAUCGCCGCAAUUAAACACUCAAUUAAAGCUUCAGUCACCACAGAAAGCACUUGUAAAUUUUACUUAAAUGUUGUAUUUUACAUUUCCAUCUACUAUCUACACAAAUCACCUCUCUAAUAAAUUAAAGCGCUACAGUCGUCACACCACGUCAUGUUCAAUGUGGGACCCAUAGCAACUUAUACAACGCAUGUAAAAUGCAUUUACUCGGUAAAUACACACCGCAUGAUGACUGUGGUGAUUUAAUGUUAUUACUGUAGUAAGGGUAGAGCUAGCAUGUAUAGGAUACCUAUCCACUCUUCACUUUUGAGCUAUAUUUUCUAUUCUUUGUAUCGUAUGUCAGUAAUCUUUCACAUGUACUUUUAAUGAUACACUGUAAGCCUAUGGUAACAUGUAAACACCAUAGUUUUGUAAUAAUAAAUUUGAAUACAUUGAUGUUAUUAUUUACUGAAAAUGCUCCAUGCUCGAUAAGCUUCAGAAAAAACAUAUUCAUGUGAUGUAUUAAUAAUUUUUAUCAAACAGAACAUAAAUGCAAAAAUCAUUACUGAAUAAUGUCUGCUAUUUGAGAAAUGUAUCAAUAUAUAGUUCUACAUGGUGACCACCAGUACCCCGGUUUAUAAUGCCCUUAUAGCCGUGUACCUCAAGGAUAUAUAUUGUUUUUUUCUGAAUAAAAUCAUGCUUUGUAAUAUAA
This is a messenger RNA of Saccoglossus kowalevskii, 4045 nucleotides long. RefSeq names its product presenilin-1. NCBI's taxonomy places the organism in Eukaryota, Metazoa, Hemichordata, Enteropneusta, Harrimaniidae. The record is from RefSeq and is a predicted model, not a curated record. Gene Ontology annotation, biological process: membrane protein ectodomain proteolysis; Notch signaling pathway; calcium ion homeostasis. Gene Ontology annotation, cellular component: gamma-secretase complex; membrane. Gene Ontology annotation, molecular function: aspartic endopeptidase activity, intramembrane cleaving.